AUGUUCUUCGACGUCGAGUUCGGGGGCGUGGCGACGGCGCUCUACGAGAACGAGAGCGAGGUGCCCGAGUACGACCAGGACCUGAGCGAGCCCGUGGUCUGGCUGCGGCCCCAGGAGCUCGCGCACUCGCCGGAGUACUUCGUCGACGGCGCGCUGUCCGGGUCCGUCGUCGAGGGGCGGCUCGGCGACGGCUGGCUCCUCGGGGCCAUGGCGGCCAUCAGCGGCCACCCGGAGCUGCUCGUCGAGAACCUCUUCGGCAGCGACCCCGACGACUUCAAGAAGUGGGGCGUCUACACCUGCCGCUUCUACAAGAACGGGAGCUGGGUCGAGGUGACGACGGACACGCGCGCGCCGGCGACGUCCGGCUUCGGCGACGGCGGCGCCCACGGCUCGCCGGAGCCCAUCUACGGCCGCUGCCUCGACCCGCGGGAGCAGUGGGUGUCGCUGUUGGAGAAGGCCUACGCGAAGCUCCACGGCUCCUACGAGGCGCUGAGCGGCGGCAGCGUGACGGAGGCGCUC
Aureococcus anophagefferens is the source of this 519-nucleotide messenger RNA. RefSeq lists its product as hypothetical. Lineage: Eukaryota; Pelagophyceae; Pelagomonadales; Pelagomonadaceae. Gene Ontology annotation, molecular function: calcium-dependent cysteine-type endopeptidase activity. The record is from RefSeq and is a predicted model, not a curated record. The annotation marks the transcript as partial. Gene Ontology annotation, cellular component: cytoplasm. Gene Ontology annotation, biological process: proteolysis. The transcript has a single exon.